This is a messenger RNA of Lachancea sp. 'fantastica', 393 nucleotides long. The record is from the annotation of a GenBank genome assembly. Lineage: Eukaryota; Fungi; Ascomycota; Saccharomycetes; Saccharomycetales; Saccharomycetaceae.
AUGGCCCGCGCAUCAGUUCUAGCAGACGCUCUCAACUCCAUCAACAAUGCCGAAAAAACUGGUAAACGUCAAGUUUUGAUCAGACCCUCUUCAAAGGUCAUCAUCAAAUUUUUGCAGGUUAUGCAAAAGCAUGGUUACAUCGGUGAGUUUGAAUACAUUGACGAUCACAGAUCUGGAAAGAUUGUUGUUCAGCUGAACGGAAGACUUAACAAAUGUGGUGUUAUAUCUCCACGUUUCAACAUCAAAUUUAACGACAUCGAGAAAUGGACCGAGAAUCUUCUCCCAGCAAGACAGUUCGGUUACGUUAUUUUGACAACUUCUGCUGGAAUUAUGGACCAUGAAGAGGCCAGAAGAAAGCACGUUGCAGGUAAAAUUUUGGGAUUCGUUUAUUAA